Chenopodium quinoa (quinoa) is the source of this 2931-nucleotide messenger RNA. RefSeq names its product pentatricopeptide repeat-containing protein At3g53700, chloroplastic-like. The record is from RefSeq and is a predicted model, not a curated record. NCBI's taxonomy places the organism in Eukaryota, Viridiplantae, Streptophyta, Magnoliopsida, Caryophyllales, Amaranthaceae. Gene Ontology annotation, molecular function: protein binding. The transcript has a single exon. The coding region runs from base 320 to 2626 and encodes 768 amino acids.
AAUUACAAGUAAUGAUCGGUGUGAUUAAUGUAAAAGUCAAUGUCAUACGGCUAACAAUUAAUAGAACAAAUAAAAAAAAAAAGUAAACUUUGGGAUAGUGCCUUUACUGCCUUAUACAAGUGUUUUCUGCUUCCCUCAUCCGAUGAACUCUGCUUCACUCAUCUAAAAAUGGUCACUUGAGCAGACCCCGGCAAAAUAGCAGCAGACCAGCAGUACAGUAAGUUUUCCUAUGUCUCUCUUCUUGGCAUGUUUAAAUCUUCCAUAAAUUUUGGUUUGUUUUCUUGAAUCUUCUUUAUUUCAUAGUGUAAUUACCAUAAAAAUGGCUGCUUCAAUGUGUUUUUCUGCUCACCUUAAACCUUAUCCGUGUCCAAUACCUCAAAAAUUUCCAUCAAAUUCAAUUUUCUUUUCAAAUUCCAAAUCUUCCCCAUUAAUCUCCUUCUCAUUAGCUCAAAAUCCCAGUUCUUCUUCUUCUUCUUCAUUGUCAUUUGAUUCUGCCCAUCAACUUCCCCCAAAUUUUACUCCAAAACAGCUGCUUGAAACUUUGAGGAGAGAGAAAGAUGCAGAAAUGGCACUCUGGGUGUUUGAUUGGGCUUCAAAACAGUCUAAUUUCACACCCACUUUGUCAAUUAUUGAGGAAGUUCUUAGAAAGCUUGGAAAUGAAGGGUCUUUUGAUUCAAUGAAAAGGGUUUUGGAUGAAAUGAAGGAAUUAGGUUGUGAAAUUAAUGAAGGUACUUUCUUGAUUUUCAUUGAUUCUUAUGUUAAUUGUGGUUUGUAUGAUGAAGCUGUUUAUGUGAUUGAUAUGAUGGAGAAAGAAUAUGGGGUUAAAUGUGGGACUCAUACCUUUAAUUUCUUGUUGAAUGUUCUUGUUGAUGGGCAUAAAUUGAAAUUAGUGGAAAUUGUUCAUUCAAAAAUGGUAGAAAGUGGAGUUAAGAAAGAUGUUUCCACAUUUAAUAUAUUGAUUAAAGGGCUUUGCAAAGCUCAUCAAAUUAGGCCUGCCCUUAUUAUGAUGGAGGAGAUGGAAAGGUAUGGAUUGACCCCGGAUGAGAAAACGUACACGACGAUUAUGCAGGGUUAUAUUGAGGAAGGGAAUGUGGACGGCGCUUUACGAAUUAGAGAACAAAUGGUGGGAGCUGGUUGUGUUUCGACCAAUGUGACUGAAAAUGUUUUGGUUUAUGGGUUUUGUAAGGAGGGAAAGAUAGAAGAAGCGUUGGGUUUCGUUCAGGAAAGGGUUGCUGAGGGAUUUCAUCCUGAUCAUUUUACAUUUAACACUCUAGUUAGUGGUUUGUGCAAAUUGGGUCAUGUUAAACAUGCACUAGAGGUGUUAGAUGCUAUGCUAGAAGAAGGGUUUGAUCCGGAUAUAUAUACUUAUAAUGCUCUAAUAUCCGGGCUGUGUAAAAUGGGUGAAAUUGAAGAGGCAAUGGAAGUGCUUGAGUUGAUGGUUUUACGGGGUUGCACACCGAAUACUGUUACCUAUAAUACUCUGAUUAACACCAUGUGUAAAGAGAAUCAAGUUGAGAAAGCCACUGAAUUUGUGCGCCUUCUUACAAGCAAGGGAAUUUUGCCUGAUGUAUGUACAUUCAAUUCUAUCAUACAAGGUCUUUGCUUGUCCAGAAACCACAAGCUUGCUAUGGAGCUAUUCAGAGAUGUGAAAAAUGAUGGGUGUCAGCCUGAUGAAUUUACUUAUAAUAUGCUGAUAGACAGCCUUUGUUCUAGAGGGAAAAUUGAUGAAGCUUUGAACUUGCUAAAGGAAAUGGAAUCAAGUGGUUGUGCAAGAAAUGUGGUGACAUAUAAUACAUUAAUUGACGGAUUCUGUAAAAACAAGAGGAUAGAAGAUGCCGAAGAGGUUUUUGAUCAGAUGGAACUGCAAGGGGUGUCAAGAAACCUGGUUACUUACAACACCCUCAUUGAUGGUCUUUGUAAAAUUAAGAGGGUGGAAGAUGCUGCUGAACUGAUGGACCAGAUGAUAAUGGAAGGGUUAAAACCCGAUAAAUUUACUUAUAAUUCCUUGCUUUCUCAUUUUUGUAGGGCAGGAGAUAUUAAGAAGGCAGCAGAUAUAGUGCAAACAAUGACUUCAAAUGGGUGUGAGCCUGAUAUUGUUACUUAUGGGACCUUGAUUCAGGGGCUUUGUAAAGCUGGUCGAGUUGAGGUUGCCACUCGACUCCUUCGGAGCAUUCAGAUGAAAGGAAUGAUUCUAACCCCUCAUGCAUAUAACCCCGUGAUACAGGCUCUUUUUAGAAGGAGACAAUCAAAAGAAGCGAUGAGGCUUUACAGAGAAAUGGUGGAGAAGGGUGACCCUCCAGAUGCUGUAACUCAUAAGAUAAUUUUUCGUGGUCUUUGUUCAAGUGGAGGUCCUAUUGGAGAAGCUGUUGAUUUUCUAGUUGAGAUGCUGGAGAAAGGAUUUAUACCAGAGUUCUCUUCUUUUAUGAUGCUAGCAGAUGGUCUUCGUUCACUAGGGAUGGAAGAUGCUCUAAUGAAGCUUGUUCAUAUGAUCAUGAAACAAGCAAAGUUCUCAGAAAACGAGGUUUCCAUGAUAAAGGGUUUUAUGAAAAUUCGUAAAUUUCAGGAUGCAUUAGCUACCCUUGGUCGUAUUUUGAAUAGUCGUAUACCCCGAAGAAAUUACAGGUGAAGGAUGGUAUGAGGUAACCUAUUUCUUAAGCCGAAGCCUGAAACUAAGUAGCUGUGAGUCUUGUAACAACACAAAUAUCCUUGAGUUGAUAUUAGUUUUGUUAAUAAAUUCUUUUGUGCUUAAGCAAAGGGUUUGUUUAUUUGUCAAGGUUAUUAGUUAAUUUUUAGGUUUCAUUUGGUUCAUAUGCUACUCGUAUAUUAUAUGGUUCAUGAUAGAUGAAAUGCUGCUUUAAUGAGAAAUCCUGAGGCUUUGCUGCUAAAUUGUAGAUUUCUGGUCUAUAUAACUCAACCUUAUUCUUUUUUGCA